This is a messenger RNA of Conger conger (European conger), 1771 nucleotides long. RefSeq names its product retinaldehyde binding protein 1a (gene rlbp1a). Gene Ontology annotation, cellular component: membrane. The record is from RefSeq and is a predicted model, not a curated record. Gene Ontology annotation, molecular function: phosphatidylinositol bisphosphate binding. The transcript is spliced from 8 exons. The coding region runs from base 122 to 1060 and encodes 312 amino acids. Lineage: Eukaryota; Metazoa; Chordata; Actinopteri; Anguilliformes; Congridae.
GAAAAAGUGAACACUAAUGAGAGUGUUUGGUGGAAGCAUAAUGCCAUGUAUCCUGGAGGCCUGGGUCAUUACUGGGGACUUUUGGAGGAGGUUUGUGAAGCUGUUUUAAGAAUCUGAAGAAAUGGCUGCUGUGACCGGAACGUUCCGUAUGGUGUCAGAGGAGGAACAGGCCCUUCGGGGCAAACUGGAGCAUCUCACUGUCAAGGACCAUGGGCCUGUGUUUGGACCCUGUGCCAAUCUGCCAGACCACACUGUGCAAAAGGCCAAGGACGAGCUUAAUGAGACUGAAGAGAGACGGGCAUCUUCAGUGAAGGAGCUGCGCGCCAUAAUCAAAGAAAACUGGGAUAUUGAUGAGUUGACAAAAGGUGUGCAGGAUACUUUUGGAGACAAACCCGACUCUCUGCUCCUGAGAUUCAUCCGUGCCCGUAAAUAUGACGUGACCAGGUCCUACGAGCUCAUGAAGGGUUAUGUGCGCUUCAGGCAGCAGUAUCCCGAGCUGUUUGAGAACCUGACACUGGAAGCUGUGCGCACCACCAUCGAGGCGGGAUACCCCGGGAUCCUGCCCACCAGGGACAAGCACGGCCGCGUGGUGCUGCUCUUCAACAUUGAGAACUGGGACUACGAGGAGGUCACCUUCGACGAGAUCCUGCGUGCUUACUGCAUCAUCCUGGAGAAGCUUCUAGAGAACGAGGAGACUCAGAUCAAUGGCUUCUGCAUCAUCGAGAACUUCAAGGGCUUCACCAUGCAGCAGGCCUCUAGCAUCAAACCCACUGAGCUCAAGAAGAUGGUGGAUAUGCUGCAGGACUCCUUCCCAGCCCGUUUCAAGGCAGUACAUUUCAUCCACCAGCCCUGGUACUUCACAACCACCUUCAACGCAGCCAAACCUCUCAUGAAGAGCAAACUGCUGGAUAGAAUGUUCAUUCAUGGUGAAGAGCUAGAAGGCUACUUUAAGGAAUUUGAGGCAGAUAUCCUCCCAGCCGAUUUUGAUGGGAAUGCCCCCAAUUAUGACGGCAAGGCAACGGCGUCAAAGCUGUUUGGCUCUGAGGACACCGCCCUUUAGUCAACAAAACAAUGCUGUGAUACAUAGACUCUGGAAAAACCCCCCAAAAUAAUGCAUAGGAGAUGUUGUUAGAGCAGGGAGCACUCAGCCCUGGUCCUGGGGGGCCUCUGACAGAAAACACACUGCUUUGGGGCUCAUCAGGACCGGAGCCGAGCAGCACACAUUUUACAGUGUCUCAUGUAAGAGUUGGAGAUAGCUUGUUGUUUAAGAGGUUAAUGUAUGCCAUGCAGGUGUGCACAGAACAAACCUUAGUAGAGGCUCCGCUGUCUCUCCAAAAUUGGCUAAGAACACGGAAAAGGACUAAGAUGCAAAGAAGUUACGCGGAUCUGGAACUGUUGGGUUGUAUGAACGAGAGCAGGCACUAUCUAUAUACGCUCCACAAUACUGUUAGUUAGUAUUCAGUAAUAUACCUCCACAAUACUGUCCAAUAUUAUUCAUUGAACGUGGUCAGUAAUCAUGUGUUAAUAAAACAAAUGUCAGUUAAGGUACUGUGGAUUAAUGACACUUCAGCAACACCAAUAGUAUGCCCAGCUACAAGUAUGGCUGCUGAUGGGUGUCUGAAAAUGGAAUAUCCAAAUCUGAGUGGUUUGUAAUAAGAUAAAGCCUCCCAGCAGGCUGGUUAUAAUAUGAUCAGCUGUCCCAGCAGAGUUGAAGUGUUGAGUUGGGACUCCUCUGUUCUUGUGUAGAUUUGCUAUGAGUGUGCUCCUCUGA